UAGAUCGCCGGCGUGCAGAAGCUUGUGGCAGAUGAGAGGGAAGCAGGAAGGUACCAAGCAUGGGAGCAGCACCGGAACGGCGGCGAUGUGGCUGCUGCUCCCUCCUGUCCUAGUUCUGAUUGUGCUCAAGACUGGCUUCCUGCCGCAGGUCGCUCACUUUCGGGAGACUGGAUUCACCAAAGUCUCAGACGAAAUGGUCCACAAGGUUUCAACCUUAGGUCUGGGCGGUGCAACGCGGCAGCAGCAAUCACAUGACACGGUGAAGCGAGAAGCUGCAAAAGAUGUGUCAGCACCAAUCAGCAAGUUAACCUGCAACUUCAACAAUGCUCACUCUGACAUCUGCACAAUGGAAGGCGACCUGCGAGUCCACGGCAAAUCCGCCACAGUCUAUGUCGUCUCAGCAUCUACCUUCCGGCCGGAGAAUUCAUCCAUCAAGGUCCAGCCAUACACGCGAAAGUGGGAGAAAGAGACCAUGUCGAGGAUCCGGGAGGUCACCAUGCGAUCCAUGCCUCCAGCACCUUACAGUUUCACUAUCCCACCGCGAUGCACGGUCAGGCACGACGUGCCAGCAGUGGUCUUCUCCACCGGUGGCUGCGGCACAAACUUCUUCCACGCCAUGAGCGACCUCAUCGUCCCACUCUACAUCACAGCCCAUGAGUACAGUGGCCGCGUCCAGCUGGUCAUCACUGACUACGAACCCAAAUGGGUUGCCAAGUUCAGGCCGAUCCUCGCCGCUCUAUCCAUGCACCCGGUGAUAGACUUGGAUGCCGACACCGCCGUGCGCUGCUUCCCGUCGGCGCGUGUUGGGUUGGAGAGCCACAGGAUGCUUGGGAUCGACCCAAGUCUCUCCCGCAACGGUUACACCAUGAUGGGAUUCCGUGACUUCCUCCGGUCCACCUUCUCGCUGCAGCGGCCAUGGACGACCCCUGUGAUAAGUAGGAGCACCGGACGGAAGCCUCGGCUCGUCAUGGUUCUCCGGCGCCACUCGAGGGCAAUAACGAAUGAAGCUGACGCCAUCAGCUCCAUGGUAGAUCUCGGCUUUGAGGUGGUUGCUGCAGGACCGGAGGACGCCAGUGACAUGGGCCAAUUCGCCGGGGUGGUGAACUCGUGCGACGUGAUGGUGGGCGUGCACGGCGCCGGGCUGACCAACAUGGUGUUCUUGCCUCACAACGCCACGGUGGUGCAGAUCAUUCCCUGGGGAGAGAUGAAGGUGGCGUGCAGGUAUGACUUCGGCGAUCCGGUGCCGGAUAUGGGGCUCCGGUAUGCAGAGUACGAGGUGACCGCGGAGGAGACCACACUGAACGAGAAGUAUCCCAGGGACCACCCUGUGUUUACUGACCCUGCUUCCUUACACCGCCAGGGUAAACUUUGGGAGAUCUUCCUGCAGGGCCAGAACGUCACCCUGGACAUCGGCCGGUUCAGAGGGGUCAUGCAGCACGUGUACCAGUCCAUCACCACGGACUAGAGUCGAAGGCAGGUAUAAGGCUGUUGCUGAAGUGAUACAGAUCAAUGUGUAUUUUUCCUCUUCUUUUUUGGUUUUGUUUUUCAGCUCCUAGUCAUUGUUACCCAUUAGUCACAGUAUAGUAUAUGAAAAUAAUGGCGGAAGUGUUAGAGGGUUGCCGCGCAUGACUUGUCUUGGUAUGAAUUUUAUUUAUUUUUUAUGAAUAAGGAGGGGCAAGCCCCUACUGGGUAUAUAUAUAGAUUAAGAUGGAAAAGAAGUAUAUACAUCAACCGAGGUAAAAAAAGAUUUA
This is a messenger RNA of Panicum hallii, 1751 nucleotides long. RefSeq lists its product as uncharacterized. The coding region runs from base 32 to 1465 and encodes 477 amino acids. The record is from RefSeq and is a predicted model, not a curated record. NCBI's taxonomy places the organism in Eukaryota, Viridiplantae, Streptophyta, Magnoliopsida, Poales, Poaceae. The transcript has 4 exons. Gene Ontology annotation, molecular function: glycosyltransferase activity.